Balearica regulorum gibbericeps (East African grey crowned-crane) is the source of this 1385-nucleotide messenger RNA. Its product is annotated as endothelin receptor type B. Gene Ontology annotation, molecular function: endothelin receptor activity. Gene Ontology annotation, biological process: developmental pigmentation; endothelin receptor signaling pathway; enteric nervous system development. The record is from RefSeq and is a predicted model, not a curated record. Lineage: Eukaryota; Metazoa; Chordata; Aves; Gruiformes; Gruidae. Gene Ontology annotation, cellular component: plasma membrane.
AACCAAGACCCAAGCAAGGACGUCCCACGAGCACUGCGAGGACUCCUGCACCCAGCUUUGCCAUUUGGUCCUCAAUGGCGAGAAUCCUAUCUCCCACCACGCUAGCCAUUUUCCUGACUUGUUUCUUCUUUGGGGCACAUGGCCAGACCCCAAGGGCUUUCCAGGAGAGCACCGUCCCCUUUGGGGUGCUGAGCCAGGAGCAGGCUUACAGCCUGGUCCAGCCAAGCCUGUUCCAGGGUGCCAAGCUGUCGAACCACUCGGAGAACCUCCCCAGGAGCACCAGCUCUGAGCCGCCCCUGCUGCCCGUCUGCGUGAAGCCUGCAGAUAUCAGACACAUCUUCAAGUACAUCAACACCAUUGUGUCCUGCACCAUCUUCAUAGUAGGGAUCAUCGGGAACUCCACGCUCCUGAGGAUCAUUUACAAGAACAAGUGCAUGAGGAAUGGGCCAAACGUCCUCAUUGCUAGCUUGGCACUCGGAGACCUUCUUUACAUCCUCAUUGCUCUGCCCAUCAACGUAUAUAAGCUCUUGGCAAAGGACUGGCCCUUUGGUGUGCAGGUGUGCAAGCUGGUCCCCUUCAUCCAGAAGGCUUCAGUGGGCAUCACGGUCCUCAGCCUUUGUGCACUCAGCAUCGACAGGUACCGAGCAGUAGCGUCCUGGAGUCGGAUCCAGGGGAUAGGAAUCCCCAUGUGGAAGGCAGUGGAGGUGAUGCUGAUCUGGGUGGUGGCCAUUGUGCUUGCAGUCCCCGAAGCUAUAGCCUUUGACAUGGUGGAGCUCAGCUACUGGGAACAACACCUGUGGGUGUGCAUGCUUGCCUCUGAACAGAAAUCCAGCUUCAUGAUGUUCUACCGUGAUGUGAAGGACUGGUGGCUUUUUGGCUUCUAUUUCUGCCUCCCCUUGGUAUGCACUGGCAUCUUCUACACCCUCAUGUCAUGCGAGAUGUUGAGCAAGAGAAAUGGCAUGAGAAUUGCUCUGAACGACCACAUGAAACGGCGCCGGGAGGUGGCCAAGACUGUGUUCUGCCUCGUGGUGAUCUUUGCACUCUGCUGGCUGCCACUCCACCUCAGCCGCAUCCUCAAAAAGACCAUCUACGACCAGACGGACCCCAACAGAUGUGAACUGCUCAGUUUCCUCCUAGUGAUGGAUUACUUCGGGAUCAACAUGGCCUCCCUCAACUCCUGCAUCAACCCCGUGGCUCUCUACUUCGUCAGCCGGAAAUUCAAGAACUGUUUCCAGUCCUGCCUGUGCUGCUGGUGCCAGAGACCGGCUCUGAGCAUCACGCCGACAGACGAGAAGGGCUCUGUUGGGAAGUGGAAAGCCAACGGGCAGGAGCUUGGGCUGGACCGGAGCAGCUCCCGCUUGAGUAACAAGUACAGCUCUUCCUAA